UGCUCGGCAUGCACGACCAUCCCAGCUGAGGCUCCGGAUAUGUGAGUGAGGCCAUUGUGGACCACCCAGUCUCAGCUCCACUGCUGGAUGACUAAGAGGCUGCAGAGCUGCAUGAAUGACCCCAGUACAUGUCAGGCAAGAAUCUAUUCACACAGACUAGACUUCGAAAGAUACCGGAUGGUCUGAGAAUCUUCAGUCUGGAAUUUAGCUUCCCUGCCCUGAACAGCAGAGCCUUCGCUGGUGUAAACGACUCGUACAGACCAAGGCACCAUCCACAAUCACGUCUUUUAUUUCCCCUGGACAACUGUGAUUAGAAAAGCUCCUGAGACAAAAUUCAAGAAAACUUGCUAUAAAUGAGUAACAACUCAACAUGUAUUCAACCAUCCAGGAUCUCUUCCAUGGCUUUACCAAUCAUUUAUACCUUCCUCUGCAUCAUUGGUCUCUUUGGAAAUUCUCUCUCUCAAUGGGUAUUAACAAAAAUAGGCAAGAAGACAUCGACGCACAUCUACCUAGCACAUCUUGUGACUGCAAACUUACUUGUGUGCAGUGCCAUGCCUUUCAUAGGUAUCUAUUUCCUGAAAGGUUUUCAAUGGGAGUAUCGAUCUGCACGAUGCACUCUGGUCAAUUUUUUGGGAACUCUAUCCAUGCACGUAAGUAUGUUUGUCAGCCUCUUAAUUUUAAGUUGGAUUGCCAUAAGCCGCUAUGCUACCUUAAUGAAAAAGGAUUCAGUUCAAGAGACCACUUCAUGCUAUGAGAAAGUAUUUUAUGGCCAUUUACUGAAAAAAUUUCGCCAGCCCAACUUUGCUAGAAAACUGUGUGUUUACAUAUGGGGAGUUGUACUCGGCGUAAUUAUUCCAGUUAUCAUAUACUACUCAGUUGUAGAGACUACAAAAGGAGAAGAGAACGUGUGCUAUAAUCGGCAGACAGAACUAGGAGCCAUGAUCUCUCAGACCGCAGGCCUCAUUGGAACCACAUUUAUUGGAUUUUCAUUUUUAGUCGUACUAACAUCAUACUACUCUUUUGUCAGCCAUCUGAAAAAAGUAAGGACCUGCACGUCCAUUAUGGAGAAAGAUUUGACUUACAGUUCUGUGAAAAGGCAUCUUUUGGUCAUCCAGGUUCUACUAAUAGUUUGCUUCCUUCCAUAUAGCAUUUUUAAACCCAUUUUUUAUGUUCUGCACCAGAGAGGGAACUGUCAGCAACUGAAUUAUUUAAUCGAAAUAAAAAAUAUCCUCACCUGUCUCGCAUCAGCCAGAAGCAGCACAGACCCCAUUAUAUUUCUUUUUUUAGAUAAAACGUUCAAAAAGACACUAUAUAAUCUCUUUACAAAAUCUGAUUCACCACAUCUACAACCCUAUGGUUGACUUCUGACUAGAAAACACCAGCAAAUAGGAGACUGUUUAUAUGGCGAUUAGGGAUACUUGACUACAUGAUUAACAGGUCACAGCUUGACUGAUAGCAGGCACUAAGAAACCCUCUUUGGUUUUAGAAAUAACCAUAAAAUUCACUUUCCAGCUCUACUAAUAUUGCAAGUUGAGAUGGCAGAGACUUUCAGAGGCAAAAGUCAAGCAUGUUAAAAGGAUCUCAGUGCAUCUGAAAACAAUAGACCAUUUUCUCUUUAAGCUCAACUGUGUAUGCUUUUAUUUAGAACACAACAUUUCAUGACUGUAGGAUAAAGCAGCAAAUGGUUUAUGACUUUCUCUGCUUUCUAGUAGUGGCAAUAUUAGGGCCCAUCUAGGCUUAGUGUUUUGUUGGUAACUUUAAAAAUGAGUUAAAAAAAAAAAAAAAGGGCAAUCAGAAAUGUCCUCACUGAAGUCCUAUCUAGAUGUAUGAAAAACAUUGUAAAAAUCCAAGGCUUUAUAAAUGCACUAUUUUGUACUGUCUGCUCAUGUUACUAUGAAAACCAAUAAUCAUUGAUUCCAAUAUUUAUCAAGCCAGUGAUUUUGUAAAUAUGCUUAAAUAUUUGGGUUAGGCUUGGUCGAAAUAAAGAGCUAAUACAAUGUCAUUAUAUGCUGAUCGUCAUCACAUCUUAUAAAUUCUCCUCUGUAUUCAAUAGAAAUAAUGUGAUUGAUAACAAAUAGUACCUGGCAUGUAGUUAUGUACGAUCAAUUUUUGUGAAAAUAAAUGAAUGAAUAAGAGCAGUAUAAUAGUAUUGUUGUUGAGAGAUUGGUCUCUGGAGUUAAGAGCCCCUGGGUUUGAUCCUAGCUGAAUCUUUUCUCUUAUUUAGUCAGACAGUCUUCAGCAACUUACUUGCCCUCUUAAAGUAUUAAGUUCUUCAUUUGUAGAAUGGAAAAAUACUAUGUAAUUCAGAGGUACUAUUAUUAAAUCAGAUGAUGUUACUAUUAUGAGGAGCUGUCCUUUACUAAGCAUUUGCUAUGUGCCAGGCACUCUGCCUCUAUGUUUUGCAUGUAUUUUAAUGGUUACCACCAUAAAGGAUGCCAAUUUGCUGAUGAAAAAAUGGAAGUACAUAGAUA
Hyaena hyaena (striped hyena) is the source of this 2471-nucleotide messenger RNA. It is a transcript of the gene GPR82, whose product is annotated as G protein-coupled receptor 82. The record is from RefSeq and is a predicted model, not a curated record. Gene Ontology annotation, cellular component: membrane. The transcript has 4 exons. Gene Ontology annotation, biological process: G protein-coupled receptor signaling pathway. The coding region runs from base 354 to 1361 and encodes 335 amino acids. Gene Ontology annotation, molecular function: G protein-coupled receptor activity. NCBI's taxonomy places the organism in Eukaryota, Metazoa, Chordata, Mammalia, Carnivora, Hyaenidae.